Schistosoma mattheei is the source of this 2260-nucleotide messenger RNA. The record is from the annotation of a GenBank genome assembly. Lineage: Eukaryota; Metazoa; Platyhelminthes; Trematoda; Strigeidida; Schistosomatidae.
CAUGUUCACGAUGAAAUUACAAAACUCCAUUAACAUCUUUUUGAAAUGUUGAUUCCAGCUGAACAUAAACACUGGCAAACUCCGGCACAUACAUCUGUCAUCUUGUAUUUGUUCAAGCAUUAGGAUGGUAAGUUGUGAUUGGAAAUCGACAACAUUAUUAAUUUGUGUAUAAAAUGGAUAUAGGAUUGUAAGGUGAGAAAAUAUGAUGAUGAUCGGAAUACUUCAUUUCGUUGAAAAUUUUAUUCAACAUGUUUAGUUUGUGCAUAAUUGAGUUUAGUUAAACUACUGCAGAUGUUCAAUGUAAGGUGAAUAAUUUCAACUGGUUUGUUUUCCAAACAGUUUUACCAAUAUUGAAACUUCCAUGUAGUCAGUCACAUGUGUAUUCUUAUUACUGUGUACUUGUUCACAGGCAAGUGAUGUUUCGUGGUCGAUAUAUACUAGUUCAACCAGAUACAUGUGUUACAGUCAUUCGUCGAGGUGGACUACGAUCAGUUGGAUCCAUAAUGAAGUGUUUAACAUGGCCUAGAAACAGUGUUCAUUCACCUUGUAAUAUACCACGAGAGUCAACGAGGAUGUCUGAUGAAAGUGGGGAAAAUAUUGUUGAUACAGUGAAUCAGGAGUGGAAUUCUGGCGACGAAACACCCAAUGAAUUUGAUCCAGGUUCACCAGAGAAAGACAGUGAAAAUGUCGAUAUUAUUACUAAGUGAAAUCAUUACUUGACACUUGUAUUGCUGUCAUGCUAUCACUAAUCAACAAUUACAUUUUAAUUAACAAUAUCAAGACUUUUAACAAUUGUAUAGAUUAACGCAUUAGAAGUUGACACUAUGAGUGACAUGAUUUCAAUGGUAUGAUCUCUUCCGUUAUUUUGGUAAAGUAUUAUCUAGUUGAAAUGAAUUGCGCGAGGUGAAGUGUUCUGGAUGUGCAUGAACAAAAUGCAUAAUAUAUUUGAUGGGUGUCAGAGUAUGCGACUGUUCGAAACAGCCCAUUAUCAUUAACAGUAAUGUUAUUAUUAUUAUUAUUGCUAUCAUCUAUUAGGAGAAAAAUGAGUUAUUUAUUCAAGGUUAUAGAGAGAAAUCUUAUCUGUAGAACUUCCAUAUUUGUUUCUGCAAUGCAAUCACUAAGUAAGCAAUAUCACUACACAAUUCGUACACUAAUAAAUUCAUAUUUGGAUCUCCAAAACAAUACUGUUUAGGGGAGAGUGGUCAUAGUCGAAUGAACACUAGGAGGGAAACAAGCUGAAUUGAGAGGAUUCUAAGAGAUAUUGUAAGAUAUUUCAGGAAACCUGUAGACAAUAAAUCAGUGAUCGAUAAUCAAGUCGUUUCACAAAUCAAUCGAUAAGCCAUCGAAAUCUGAAGUCAAUUAGAAUUAUUCUGUUGAUUAAGAAGCAUGAAUCACAUCGAUACUGAUCGACUGAGAGAAACGUCAGUGUCGCUAAUGAACCAGAGUUGUUGAUCAAGACAAUAUUAUAUACUGGGUGACAUUUUCAGUAUGAUAACAACAGUAUACAAUCAAUGUGCACAUCACAUAACAUUCUUGUACCGAUUGAAUGAUUUGUGGAUCAGUCAAGUUUAAUCCAAUGAAUUUCGCAAAAUAACAAAUAAGUGUUACUCGACACCUUACUAAUUCACUUCACAUGUGAUCCGCUCACACAAAUUCUCCCACAUCAAAUCGGCAUACUAAAUUCACAACACAGAUGAGCAUUUUGCAUCAGUUCGAUCACAAUCUUCCUAAUUUCAGUUUGUCUAGAGAAUCUUCCAAUCGUAUCUACCAUGCUCAAACAUGUUCCGUGACAAGAACACAAUAAUAACACAAUGACACCAACAACACAUUCAUUAGUCAUGCCAAUACAUGUGAACAUUUCACUGGUCCUUAUCAAGUCUCACUCCAUGGGAUCUCCUCUUCACAUCACAGGGUUGUGUACAUGUUCGAUUCCACUGAACAUUGAGAAUUGGUCACCGUGCAUCAAGUUCUCAUCUCAUUUUCAUGAUAAGAUAAUUUGACAUACACAAAUUAAACAAGUGUUAAUCAUUCGACUUGAAAAUGUUGAAAUUUGAAGAUGGUGUAGAGUUGAAAAUUAUUGCUUCACAACAUUGUGCGAUCAAAUCUAACUGAAUGUGUAAUGAUAAUAUCUCAUGCAUAGAGAAUGUGAGGCAUGUGAUCGGUUGACACAUAGUUUCCUACAAACUAAAUAUUUUUCAAAUCACAUGAUCGAUAUGAAAAUGGCCUGAGCAAUGCAACUACACGACCUACUGUGAUGUGA